Neoarius graeffei (lesser salmon catfish) is the source of this 970-nucleotide messenger RNA. It is a transcript of the gene myct1b, whose product is annotated as myc target 1b. NCBI's taxonomy places the organism in Eukaryota, Metazoa, Chordata, Actinopteri, Siluriformes, Ariidae. Bases 129 to 710 code for a protein of 193 amino acids. The transcript is spliced from 2 exons. The record is from RefSeq and is a predicted model, not a curated record. Gene Ontology annotation, cellular component: nucleoplasm.
AUGACGGCAAAGUUUCCGUCUCUGCAAACAAAAAAUGAACAAGCCUCCCUGAGAAAAGUGUUACUGAGUGCUCCAAUCUUUCUCUGGGAUUUGACUGCAUGUGACUUGCCUUUCUGUUCAUUUGCACUAUGGCUGCAAAUGAAAACAAUUCCAUUUGGGAGAUACUAAAAACAUUCGAUUAUGAGGAGCUGAUCCUGGCUUUCUGCUUAUCAAUGCUCAUUGGCCUGCUGAUUGGAAUCCUAAUUUUCAUCCUCUUAACGUGGAUCUCCAGACACAGAGCUUCAGUGAGGAUUAGCACACGUCCUAAUCAAUCAUCAGGAGCUGCUGGAUUACACAACCUCCACGGCCAGCUAGGCAGCUACAGGAAUAAUAGCUUCAAUCUAAACAGUGAGAGCACAAGCAGAGCUGUGUUAAACCUUCAGAGACAGACAUCUGUUGACCCUAAUGAAGUGCUGGGACGCAGCCCCAGCUUUCAAGCAUCCACCUUCAGACCAGUGCGGAAAAAGGGCAGUGAUGAAAAAGAAGAUGAGAAUCAAAGGGCUUUACGUCAUGACACCACCGGCACUGACUCUGUGACAGAUCCUUAUAAUAUGGGCCAAUCAGAAUCAUUCUGGUUAGGGAAAGGCAGUCUGAGAGGCUUCCUUCCUACACAGACUCCUCCACCUGCAUAUGACAGUGUUAUUCAUAUCUUUCAAGAAACUCACACCUGAUUUCAUGUUUGUAUGUGCACUGGUGUUUGUGUUUGCAAAUUCACGCUGGUGAUCAAGGCUAUGUUCAAUGUUUCUGCAGGAUAAUGGUUAUGUUUCUGUAACAUCAGGUUCCCCCUGUCAUGAUGUACCGACUAAUGCAGGACUGAUCAUGAGUGCAUAUAUAUAGUCGCAUGCAAAUGCAAUUUAAACAUUAUGUAAAUAUAAAAGAUAAAAUCAUGCAACAUAUGAUUUUGUAUAAGAUGCUUCAAAGAGCCUUAAAU